GUACACAACAAACAAAUGUCCACCAAAACCACUACCACCACCAACGGCGACACCCACCCAUCCACCGCCGAGUGCACGGUGGAGGAGGUGGCGUUAGUGGUGCCGGAGACCGACGACACCUCACUCCCAGUAAUGACAUUCCGAGCAUGGACACUGGGUGUGGGCUCAUGCAUUGUCUUAAUAUUCCUAAACACCUUUUUCAUAUACCGAACUCAACCGUUGACAAUAUCCGCAAUCUUGAUGCAAAUUGCGGUGCUGCCGAUCGGGAAGUUCAUGGCCGCCGUGUUGCCGACGAAGGAGUAUAAGUUGUUGGGCCGGAGUUUCAGUUUGAACCCGGGUCCGUUUAACAUGAAGGAGCAUGUGAUUAUUACGGUUUUUGCGAAUUGUGGUGUGUCUCCUGGUGGUGGUGAUGCCUACUCUAUUGGUGCUAUUACGGUUAUGAAAGCUUAUUAUAGGCUGAGCUUGAGCUUUUUGUGUGCUUUGAUCAUUGUUUUGACUACUCAGAUAUUGGGGUACGGAUGGGCAGGGAUGUUGAGAAGGUAUUUGGUUGUUCCAGUGGAGAUGUGGUGGCCUGCAAACCUUGCUCAGGUUUCUCUCUUUAGAGCAUUGCAUGAAAAGGAAAAUAAAGCACAAGGCAUGACAAGAAUGAGAUUUUUCAUGAUAUUCUUGGUUCUAAGUUUCGCCUACUAUGCACUUCCGGGCUAUCUUUUCCCAAUCUUGACUUUCUUCUCAUGGGUCUGUUGGGCUUGGCCACACAGCAUAACGGCCCAACAAAUCGGGUCGGGCUACAAUGGUCUAGGUGUGGGUGCAUUCACCCUUGACUGGGCCGGGAUUUCGGCUUACCACGGUAGCCCAUUAGUCACACCUUGGACUUCCAUUGUCAAUGUUGGAGUAGGCUUUAUUAUGUUCAUUUACAUAAUUGUUCCCAUUUGUUAUUGGAAAUACGACACUUUUGAUGCGCGAAAAUUCCCAAUUUUCUCCAAGAAGCUGUUUACACGAACCGGUCACAAGUAUGACACCACUCGAGUGUUGACCCCACAGUUUGACUUAAAUGUCGCGGCGUAUGAAAGUUAUAGCAAACUCUAUUUGAGCCCUUUGUUUGCACUUUCUAUCGGGUCAGGCUUCGCUAGGUUCACCGCGACCCUCACCCAUGUCGCCCUAUUUCAUGGCGGGGAUAUAUGGAAGCAAAGUAAAUCAGCGGUGCAGAACAUGAAAAUCGACAUUCAUGCGAAACUGAUGAAGAGUUAUAAACAAGUGCCACAAUGGUGGUACCUUGUGUUAUUGAUCGGGAGCAUCGUGUUGUCCCUGCUAAUGUGUUUCGUAUACAAGGAAGACGUGCAACUUCCAUGGUGGGGUUUUCUCUUGGCGUUUGCACUCGCUUUUAUCGUUACACUCCCCAUUGGUGUCAUUCAAGCUACCACCAACCAGGAACCAGGAUACGACAUCAUAGCCCAGUUCAUAUUUGGAUACAUUUUGCCCGGAAAGCCCAUUGCUAGCUUGUUGUUCAAGAUCUACGGGCGAAUCAGUACCGUACAUGCUCUUUCUUUCUUAUCCGAUCUUAAGCUCGGUCACUACAUGAAGAUCCCACCUCGGUGCAUGUUCACAGCACAGCUGGUUGGAACUCUAGUUGCCGGGAUAGUAAAUCUUACGGUGUCAUGGUGGAUGUUGGAGAAUAUCGAAAACUUAUGUGAUAUCGAGGGGCUUCAUCCCGAGAGUCCAUGGACAUGCCCCAAGUUCAAGGUGACGUUUGACGCUUCCGUUAUAUGGGGACUCAUCGGACCGGAAAGACUCUUUGGCCCGAACGGUUUGUACAGAAACCUCGUAUGGUUGUUUCUAAUCGGAGCAUUGUUACCGGUUCCGAUAUGGAUAAUGAGCAAGAUUUUCCCGGAAAAGAAAUGGAUUCCGUUGAUCAACAUACCCGUUAUAUCGUACGGUUUUGCUGGAAUGCCACCAGCAACACCGACGAAUAUAGCCAGCUGGCUUGUCACUGGAAUGAUCUUUAACUACUUUGUGUUUAAGUACCGGAAACAGUGGUGGCAGAAGUACAAUUAUGUCUUGUCGGCUGCGCUUGAUGCGGGGACCGCUUUCAUGGGGGUGUUGUUGUUCUUCGCGCUGCAAAACGAGGGUGUUGACUUGAAGUGGUGGGGGGCGAAGCCCGAUCACUGUCCUUUGGCGAAAUGCCCCACGGCUCCUGGAAUCAACGUCACGGGUUGCCCGAUUUUCUAGGCUCGGUAUCGGGUAGUAAAACAAGAUAGAAUAAGGGAAUACUGAGCUAACAAAUUGUUUAACUAGACUUUGAUUUGUUUGAAUGUCCAGAAUGAAUGCAGAUGAUUAUGUUUUGUUCGAUGUAUGAAUUUACGGAUCGAUGUGAUCGAGCUACAUAUACGUCCAGACUAGAGUGAUUUUCUUGUAAUUUAGAUUCCAUCAUACAGACAUUAAUUCUUGUAUGUGUGGUCAAUCAUAUAUGAAUAGAUAAUUUGUCCC
Molecule: messenger RNA, 2484 nt
Organism: Helianthus annuus (common sunflower)
Lineage: Eukaryota; Viridiplantae; Streptophyta; Magnoliopsida; Asterales; Asteraceae
Product: oligopeptide transporter 3-like
Exons: 7
Coding region: 16-2226 (736 amino acids)
Biological process (GO): transmembrane transport
Molecular function (GO): oligopeptide transmembrane transporter activity
Source: RefSeq, a predicted model, not a curated record